CUUUUUUAUACGGCAUCAAUACCGUCUGCAGGAGAAAAAGAUUACCGCAACUUUUUCAAUACCACUUCGCGUCAGACUUGGAGAAAGCCACAGAGAGCUGAUGGACAAUGCACAGGAAGAACACUACGAUGGUGCAGCAGAGGAAGAAUCCGACCAGUAUAGCUGGCUUGCUGGUGCAUUUGUUGGAGGGUUUUUAAUUCUUACGAUGGUCAUAAUAAUAGGCAUUAUAAUACGGAAGUAUGUUAAAAACAAAAACACAUCAAAUGACCAAAACUGGGCAGGUCCAUCCCCAUUGGCAGACGGAAAUAUUCAGGAAGUCGGAAACUGUAUGAACAUCAGAAGUAUGUCCCUCUCACACAUCAGCCUAUCACCAAUAAUAAGUAAUGAACAAGAGGUUGACAAAAUGGGUCGGGAUAUGCAACAAGGUCAGCAGAAGGAAGCAAAUGGGGAAAAAAUAAAAGCAACCUUAGCUAUUAACAUACCAACUGUACCGGAUGCACCAGGGUUCAAAACGUAUUCACAAAUGAUUGGCUUAAAUGAUGAGACAUUGCCACCACCUCCACUCGAUCUUUCUCAGGAAUCUCCACUGCCUUCACCACCUGGUGCAUUCCCUGAACAAGCUUUAAAAGACAACCCCCUACAACCAUUUAAUGAAAUUAAUUUCUAUCGGCAAGGGGAAAACGGUACUCAAGAGCCACUAAACCUCCAAAUAAGUGAUAUGGAUGCGGAGAACAUUACAAAUAAAAUGGAAGACCAUCUUCUGCCACCACCUCCACCAGACUUCUGAUGUAAAGUGGUUCCAAAAUAUGCAAGGAUGGGCUAUCGCACACCCUCUCCAGGACUCCUGAUUAUUUUAUGUUCUGUACAAAAUAUUAUCUGCCCCUGCCCCUUGAAGUGCUCGUGCUCUAUGAAAACCAGAAAUGUAGACUGUUCUGGCAGAAGUCUGACUGCAUUGCCACAUGGACUGCAAGACAAUAUCACGCAGCUAAACUUGUCUCACAAUCACUUCUCCAAUUUAGACCACCAAUUGACUCUGUUCACCAAUUUAAGGUCACUAGACCUCUCGCACAACUGGCUCAAGAGCCUGCCUUCUCACUUGCCAAGAUCUCUAUGGGAAGUGUAUGCCACAGACAACAACAUAACAGUGCUUCAUAAGCUGGACACGGCUUACCAGUGGAAUCUGAAGGUGCUAGACGUCUCCAGGAACAGCCUGCAGAGGACAGUCUUCAUUAACAAUACACUCAUUAGUCUGCAGAUGCUGAACCUCAGCCACAAUCAACUCUGGACUGUUCCUACCAACAUGCCAAGCAACGUCCUAACCAUAGAUUUAUCCCAUAACUUUAUCACUCAGAUCCUACCUGGAACCCUGGUGAGAAUGCCUAAACUCCAAACCUUAUACCUGCACAAUAACAGGUUCAGCUACAUACCAAACAAUGCUUUCGACCACAUUUUUCAUAUAAAAGAGAUCACUCUAAACGAUAAUCCAUGGUCCUGCAAGGACUCAGUAAACAUGGACUAUCUAAUAAAGUGGGUGGCUGCAAGGAAAAAUGUCAACCCUUGUGGAAAUGACACCAAGAACCAGAACAUUGAAGUCCUUUUAACCCCAUACGAAGCAACACAAACGGCAACUCCAGAUGACAACCCGUUAAGUACUACAAUUUAUUCUCAUUUUCUAGAGGUUCAAGAAAUAAAACUGUACAAGAAGGUACAAUUCUCUGAGGCUCUACCUACAACCCCACUCCUCACCACCGAGCACAUUUUGCUUGCAAGCACAGAAGAUUCACAGUUCACAGAUGAAGGCUCUACAGAUGGAAUGAUCCAUUUAGAUUUCAACAACUUUGGAAAAGAAAUAGACACUUUCAUAAGCUCAAAUGAAGUAGAGGAAAGUGAAAUGAACAGCCCCACCGUGAUCCUGAACACUGAUAAUGGUAUAUCAGAGGUGAUCCUGAACAGUGAUCAUGAUGGAUCAAACAAUGGUCCAGGGGCGGCCAUGCCAAGCACAACCGUAUCUGUAGACAUACAACAUACAACUGUUAACCUCAACUCUGCACCUUCCUCUGCAGCCCAGAAAGCUGCAUUCUUUACAGUUCCCUUUCUAUUCAUUCCUCUCACACUUAGGAUAGUAUAAAAGCAUGGUCUAAACAGGGUAAGGUAAGAAGAACACACGUUUUUCACAUGAGCCUGGCACAAAGUUUAGCAUUCUAGCAUCCAACUCAAAGAUGUCAAAUUUGUACUACCAGCUUUGCUUGAAAACUGAAUCAGACGAUGAAUGUCAAUGCACCAAACCGAUGAAUGCUGCCGAUGUUAUGCAUAUCUGUACAAAAAAUGAUUCAGAACGAUUUUAAUAAACUUCAUUUGAAUGUCA
Bufo gargarizans (Asiatic toad) is the source of this 2365-nucleotide messenger RNA. It is a transcript of the gene OMG, whose product is annotated as oligodendrocyte myelin glycoprotein. Lineage: Eukaryota; Metazoa; Chordata; Amphibia; Anura; Bufonidae. The transcript is spliced from 3 exons. Gene Ontology annotation, biological process: neuron projection regeneration. The record is from RefSeq and is a predicted model, not a curated record. Gene Ontology annotation, molecular function: protein binding. The coding region runs from base 815 to 2128 and encodes 437 amino acids.